UCCCAGGAAAGAAAGCAUCAAAACAAUUUGCAUCAUCCAUGGCAUCAGAUGAAGAUCAUCAAGUUUACUGCCAGCCUUGUGAUGAGGAAGGAACUGGACUCCCUGCCCAUGGUUACUGCACUGACUGCAAAGAACACCUUUGCAAAACAUGUUUUACAGCCCAUAAGAAAAAUAGGCUUUCCAAGCAUCAUAAACUUCUGGAUGCAACAAGUAUGCCAAAAGUUUUGCAGCAACCCACAACACCCAUUCACACAGGCCUGUCUGAUGAUCUUACAACACCCUGUUGUAAACAUUCACAAGAAAUGAUCAAGUACUAUUGCAAUGACCAUAAAAAUUUACUUUGCAGUGUUUGUGUUACCCUUGAACACCAACCAACUUCCUGCAAAGUUGAUUACAUACCUGAUAUUUCUGGUAAUAUAAUAGACAGUAAAGAGUAUCAAAUUAUCUUCAAAGCACUAAAUACGACUUUUGAUCAUUAUCAACAGAUGGUAGCAGAUGCCAAGGAAAUGAUGGGGAAAUCGAACAGAUCGCUAAAAGACGCACUAGAAGAUAUUAAAAUGUUUCGGGAAGAAAUAAACCUGAGAUUUGAUGAACUAGAGAGACAAGUUAUGCAUGUAGUCAAGGUCGUAGAACAAGAAAAUAACUCAAAUAUCACAGCAGUAGAAACAUUUUGUGAAGAAGUUACCAAAUCUUUAAGGAUAUCCUCAGAAAAAAUCAAACUGCUGAACACAUCAAAACAAGCUAAUACACUCUUUAUGGAACUUAAGCUUGCAGAAAAAAUAAUGGAAGAUGUUGAGAAAACUGAACAACAGCUUUCAACAUAUGAUGUCAAAGAGCACCACUUUGACGCAAAUGAAACAAUAUUAACCAAGCUUAAAACAGAGAAGUCACUGGGUACAUUGACACAGAAAACUUUAAAUAAAGAAUGUCAUUCUGUACAAAUAAAGUCUAGACAAUCUUCACAUGAGGGAGAAAUUUGUUUGAAGACAUCAAAAGAUGAAUUUAGAUGCUGGAUAACAGGAAUGACUCUGCUGACCCCUGAUCUUCUUAUCAUCAAUGACCACAAUAACAAUGCUGUAAAGAUGGUGGAUACCAGCAGUAAAUCUGUGUCUAAUCAACUACAACUAGGUGAUAAACCAUGGGAUAUCACGAGAGUUAUCAAUGCUGAACUUGCAGUCACACUUCCUUACAAACAAACAAUACAAUUUAUAUCAAUCUCAUCAAACAAACUCAUAAAGAAGCACACUAUGACGGUUGAUGGAGAUUGUUGUGGUAUAAGCUGUUAUCAAGGUAAACUUGUUGUGUCAUUACGUUCUCCUGCAAAACUUCAGAUCCUUGAUAUGAAUGGAACUAUACUGACAACAAUUGAUGGAAGAAAUAUUUUCAAAGAUCCAUAUUAUGUCACAUCUAACAGAAGUUCAAUCUAUGUAUCUGACUGGGACAUGAACACAGUAUCAAGAUUAAACUGGAAAGGUGAAGUGAUAGGUAAUUAUAAUGGUAUGAGUGCUCCUAGGGGAAUGUCACUCUCAGAUGAUGGUACUGUCUUUGUGUGUAACUGGGCGAGAAAUGUUAUAGAAGAGAUAUCAGGAGACUGUUCUACAGGAAAGGUGGUGCUGCAGGAUCUGAAUACAACCGUUACUCUUAGUUGGUGUGGUGAAACAAAGAAGCUGUAUUACAGUUGUUACAACUCAGAUGAAAAAAAAGACAACUUUCUCUACAUUUAUAAACUGUCAUAAAAUUUAUACCAUUGUCUUAUAUGAAAGGUGAAAAAUCAUGUAAUCCUGUAAAGUUUGCAUUUAAGGGGCUGAAAACAACCAAAGUGGACUGACCGUUUCUACAAAAAGAAACUAAACUUGUUAUACAUUUAUAAAUUGUCAUAAGACUUAUACCAAUGUAUUAUAGGAGUUUUGUUACUACUCAUGAAGCCAUACACACUGAGUGAAAUCAUCAGUAUCCAUUCUUAUUUUAUUCAAGAAAAAUUAGUAUUUGUCUCAAAGCUUUAAAUCUGAAAGUGAUAGAUGUUCCAAAAAACUUAUUUGUAUGGCAAUUUGUAAAAUAUUUUAUAAACCAAUAAAAAUGAGUUUUUACUAACCAUGGUUUGCUCAAAGUGAAUAAAUUGAGGAAAUUGAAGCUUUUUCUAUAAAAAUAGGAUUUAUUUUCAUCGAGUGGUAUAAAAGUAAUAUGAAAUAUGAUAAUUUCCAUACCACGUGAUGAAAAUAAAUCCUGUAUUAAUAGAAAAAACUUGAAUUUUCUGUUUAUUAGAUACAUUUUUCUUUUCUUUCUUUUCGACAGUACAAUUUGGAAGAUUUUCCUUUCAAUUUUGGGCAUUGGCUUAAUUUAAAUUUAAGAAGUCCGGCAAGACACCAUUGAAAAUUCGAAAAUAUGUUUCACUCCAGUGAAAAAAAACUUCAAUUUUCGGUUUAUUAUAUACAUUUUACUGUUCUUUUUUUUUGACAGUACAAUUUGAGAAAUUUCCUUUUCAAUUUUGUGCAUUGGCUUAAUUUAGAUGAAAAUAGUCCGACAAGACACCAGUGAAAAUACAGAAAAUAUGUUGUACUGCAGUGAAAAAUAUUUUUGUUACAGUGAAAAUACGGAAAAUGAAAAUAUGCAUUUUAAUUCAUCAAUAUUUCUCAAAAUUUUAUUUUUAAGUAUAAAAUAAAGUAAAUAUGUGCUGAAAAAUUAAUUCUUGGAUUUUGUAAAAAAAAAUACUUCUAAAAUACCUAACUACGCAUGCUGCACAGAAUCAUUGCUAAAUUGUAAAAGCUGUUAUGCUUCAUACUUGCAUAUUAAUUUAUAGAGGGAAUUUUUAGGCAUUUGUAUUUACAAAUAUUAUAUUAAAAUAUUCUUAAAAAGUUUUAUGUUUUUAUAUUACAUUAUCUUUUUACCGGUAAGCUUUUACUUUCAAACUUUUCAUAUUAGAAUCACAUACUUGGAAUUAAAAUAUUGGUGUUAAGACAGAUUGCCAUUGAAAUAAAGCUUUUAUAUAUUCAAGAUGCCAAAACCUAAUUACUUACAAAAACAUGUCUUAAAAAGUUAUUUUUAGCAUUUUAUAUGUGUGUUAAGUAGCUGUCAAUCAGACCAAGCUAAAACUAUUUUAGCUGUUGGUAUAAACAAAAGCUUUCAAUUAUUUUUUCAUAAUUUCAAACAGAAAAUAGUUUAGGUAAUUUCCUGGAGUAUCCAUAGGUUCUCUUUUUCAGUUCAAUCUGUCACCGUAGAAGUAUGUGGCUAAUGAAAGUCAAGAUACCUGUUCUAAGGUUUAGGUGACUUCUUACUUCAUCAAAAUACUGUUCUAACUUUAAAUAAGUGUUAAGUGGAUAAUUCCUGGUAUGUGACUUUCUUCUUUUAUUAGUAACCAAUUUAAUUUGUUUUCAAACAUAGUUACUUUGAACUACAUGUAUAUUGUUAUUUGCAUAUCUAUAUAUAUCACUGUAAAUAUGUACAUGGAUUAUAUUUAAUUUUUCUUCUGUCUGUCCUUCUGUCUAUCCGUACAAACACAUAAUUAUGUACUACUUGUGUGAUUAGGAGCCAUAGGUAAUGGUACAUUUCCUUUGAUCCAAUUCAUUCCGUUCUUAUUUGUAUGUCUAUUUUAGGUCUUGUGUGACUAAAAAGAUCAAAGAAAAAAUCACAUAAGUACAAUUUCGUAUGUACGUCCGUCAUAAAACUUGUCUGGAUUACUCUUCAAAAACUACUGGCGCAAUUUGAUCCAAACUUUACAGGAGUAAUUAGUACCAAGUCUAGUUGUUUAUAUUGCCUGCAUUUUCUUGUUCAAUGGUUUUUGUCAGAGUUAUGGCAUUUUUAUGAUUUUUAUUGUAAAAGUUUGUCCGGACUACUCUUAUACCACAAAUGCAAUUUCAUUGAAACUUUACCGGAUUGAUCAAUAGCUUAAAUUCUUGUGCAAAUUACACGGGAUUUCCGGUUGAAUGAUUUUGGGCUGAGAAAUGGCCCUUGAAUUAAAAUGUGUUUGUGCUUGUUUGUGUGGUGCCAGCUAAACAGAAAUUUGUCCGGACUUCUACUCAGAAACUACUGGUGCAAUCAUCCAAAUUUUAAGGGAAAGAUCAGUACCAAGUUUAGUUGUCCAUAAUGUCGGCCUUUUCGUGUUUAAUGAUUUUUCUAAAAGUUAUGGGCCUUUUAUGAUUUUAAGUGAAAUUUGUUUGGAUACUCCUUUUAUACCACUUAUGCAAUUUCAAUAAAACUUUACAGGAUUUGAUCUAUAGCUCAAGUAGUUGCGCAUAUAGUUUUGGCCAAGUUAUGGCCCUUGAAUUGAAAAAAAAAAGAUUUUUUCUGUGUUGCCAGCUACACAUAAGCUUAUCUGGACUACUCAUCUGUAAAUCCUAGUGCAAUUUCAUCCAAACUUUACAGGAAUGAUCAAUACCAAGCCUACUUGUGCAUAUAAUCGGCAUUUUUGGUUCAAUGAUAUUUGUCACAGUUAUGACCCUUAAACCAUUUUUACCUUUAUAAUUUGUCCCGACUACUCCUCUUAUACCACUAAUGCAACUUCAUUUUAACUUUACAUGAUUAAUCGGUAGCUCAAGUACUUGCGCAUAUUACAUGGGAUGUCCAGUUGAAUUAUUUUUGAGUUCUGGCCCUUGAAUUAAAAAUACCUUUUGCCCUGUUAAUGAUUUUUGUUGUUUCACAGUUGCUGUAUCAUGCAACUGGCUAUCAUGAGGAGACACGUGUGAUCAUUGAUAUAUCUUAAUUGUUUAUUUUUUAUAUUUUAUGUUCAAUUGUAUUUACAUUUUUCAUCAUCAAAUUGCUUUUUAAAAAAUGUACUUAUGGUUGUAAUCAUUUAGUCAUUUUGUAAUAGUUAAGUAAUAUUCAUUUUUUAUUUACGUAAUUUAUAAAAGAGGCAUUUUGUUAAUAUUUUAUAAUAUAGGUUUAAAAAAUAAUUAAAAACAUCUGGCCCCGUGUUCACAAAGAUUUAAAGAUCAGGAUCAAGAUCAGGAUCAAAUUUAAAAACUCAAAUAUUCUCCAUUAUUUAUCCUCAUAGAUUAAAUAUUCAGUAUUAACUUGAUAAAACUGGACUUGAAAUAGCAUGUUUAUGGAAUUUUACAAUAAAUAUAUUGUUAUUUUUACAAGAUAUGGGAAUUUUACAGUUGAUUCAAAUUUUGAUCUUGAUCCUAAAAUUGAUCCUCAUUUUGAUCCGAUUAUUUUUGUAUUUGUUUUGUUAUUUCUUGAUUUUAUCCCAAAUAUGUUGGUUUCUUUGCAAAUAAGCAUUUUUUUAUAUUUCAAAUAUGUACCAUUUAAUUCUAGCAUAAUGCAAUCAAUUUUAGUUUUAUAAAACAAUGAAAAUAAAAUUAGGAUCAUCUGAUCCUGAUCCUGAUCAUUUCUUUGUGAACACGGGGCCGGAAUUAUAAUAAUCUGACUAAACUAAUAUAAGAUUUGGAGACAAUUUAUUCGUACAUUUGAAAAAUGCUAUUUUAACAACAUUUUUUUAAAAGCUUUGUUUUGGACAUAUUUUAGAAAAAUAAACUUUUGUUCAUUUAAAAUAAUCGUUUAAAUGUCCUCUUACACAGAUGGCGGAUUUUUGAUUUAUCUUUGUCUUACCCUAAAUUUUAGCAAAAAUUCCUCAUAUGACAAUUGUAUCAUUUAACUUAAAUAUAUUUUUUUUAAAUAAUCAGAUGGUUUUUGCCAUAAUCUAAAUACUUAGUAAUGAUCAAAAUAAUUAGUGUUUAUUGGAUAAUUUACAGACUAAAACAAGCUAAAUUACAGCAAAACGUCAGACUCAAGUUUGUGAACUGUAAACAUUUUGGUCUCGUCCAGAUACAAUUUAAUGAAAACUAUAGCACAAAAGCUUCACAAGUUCAAAUCUGCAUUCAAAACCCCUUCAAAAAUAUACCAGCAUAAUAUUUUAUUGUGGAACAUUAAAAUCUGUAAACCAAAUACAUGCAAUAGUCAUGUUCCUUAAAUAGCAAAGGUAUUCUAUGUUUCAACUGUUUCAAGAAUAAACCAAAACAUUAAAGAUUUUAUUUAAAUAUUUCAUUAGAGACUUAGCUGUAUAGACUUUAUCAUCUUUUUGUGGAUUUUUGUCCAUAAUUGGUUAUAAAUAUGCUUCCUUAAUUCUGCUAGGAAAUGAUAAAUGAUUUUUGUUUUCGGUGAUAAAAAACGAUAACAACAACUGUGUAAAUGUAAUGCUAAUUUUCAUAAUAUUUUAUCAAAACGGCCUGUUUAAUUGUUGUCAUGUUAUGUAUACACUCGUAUUUUAACUACUGAUUUCUGAUUAUUGUAUAUUCUCUGAUUUU
Ruditapes philippinarum (Manila clam) is the source of this 6239-nucleotide messenger RNA. RefSeq lists its product as uncharacterized. The transcript has a single exon. Gene Ontology annotation, molecular function: zinc ion binding. The record is from RefSeq and is a predicted model, not a curated record. Bases 39 to 1736 code for a protein of 565 amino acids. NCBI's taxonomy places the organism in Eukaryota, Metazoa, Mollusca, Bivalvia, Venerida, Veneridae.